This is a messenger RNA of Malurus melanocephalus (red-backed fairy wren), 1608 nucleotides long. It is a transcript of the gene RAG2, whose product is annotated as recombination activating 2. The record is from RefSeq and is a predicted model, not a curated record. Lineage: Eukaryota; Metazoa; Chordata; Aves; Passeriformes; Maluridae. Gene Ontology annotation, cellular component: DNA recombinase complex; nucleus. Bases 1 to 1608 code for a protein of 535 amino acids. The transcript has a single exon. Gene Ontology annotation, molecular function: sequence-specific DNA binding; protein binding. Gene Ontology annotation, biological process: V(D)J recombination.
AUGGCYCAGUCAACAAGCGAAAUGUCGCUACAGAUGGUGUCCACCGUCAGUAACUCUGCCUUGCUUCAACCAGGCUUCUCUCUCCUGAAUUUUGAUGGGCAUGUUUUCUUUUUUGGUCAGAAAGGAUGGCCAAAGAGAUCCUGCCCCACUGGUGUUUUCCUCCUCGAUAUAAAGCAGAACGAGCUCAAAAUGAAACCAGCCCUCUUCUCUAAAGAUUCAUGUUACCUUCCCCCUCUCCGUUAUCCUGCUCUUUGCACACUCAGAAGUGAUGCUAGUUCUGAUGAGUACCAGUAUAUCAUCCAUGGUGGUAAAACACCUAACAAUGACCUUUCUGAUAAGAUUUAYUUUAUGAGUCUGGUAAGCAAAACUAGCAAGAAAAUGACAUUCCAAUGCAUUGAGAAAGAACUGUGUGGAGAUGUCCCCGAAGCUAGAUAUGGGCAUACAAUUAAUGUCGUUCAUAGUCGGGGAAAAAGCAUGAGUGUUCUAUUUGGAGGGAGAUCGUAUACUCCUCUUGCACAAAGAACUACYGAAAAAUGGAACAGUGUGGUUGACUGUUUGCCGUCUGUGUUUCUCAUUGAUUUUGAGUUUGGGUGCUGUACAUCAUACAUACUCCCRGAGCUUCAAGAUGGGCUUUCUUUCCACGUUUCAAUUGCCAGAGAUGAUACAAUCUACAUCUUGGGAGGCCAUUCACUUCAAAAUAACACACGGUCCCCCARCUUGUACAAGCUAAAAAUCGAUCUGCCCCUGGGCAGCCCAUCUGUGACCUGCACCAUCCUGCCAGGAGGGAUAUCAGUGUCAAGUGCUAUAGUGACCCAGAUCAGUGACACUGAAUUUGUCCUUGUUGGUGGCUACCACUCUGACAACCAGAAACGRUUGGUGUGUAACACCAUAGUUCUGGAAGACAGUAAGAUAGAGAUUGUUGAAAGUGCGAGCCCAGAGUGGACGCCAGAUAUUAAACACUGCAGAAUGUGGUUUGGCUGUGAUAUGGGUAAAGGGUCUGUAUUGCUGGGCAUUCCAGGGGCCAACAARCAAUUAAUCCCAGAUGCAAACUAUUUCUACAUUUUAAAAUGCAAAGGAGCAGAAGAGGACAAGGAAGAAGAAUUGAUAACACAAAUUUGCAGUCAGACGUCAAGUGAAGACCCUGGAGACUCCACUCCAUUUGAAGACUCAGAGGAGUUUUGUUUUARUGCUGAAGCCAAUAGCUUUGACAUUGAUGAUGCUGACACUUACAAUGAAGAUGAUGAAGAAGAUGAAUCAGAAACAGGCUAUUGGAUCACGUGCUGUGCCAGUUGCAAUGUUGACAUUAACACCUGGGUCCCUUUCUAUUCAACAGAACUCAACAAGCCUGCAAUGAUCCUGUGUUCCAGCGGGGCUGGCCACUGGGUCCAUGCGCAGUGUAUGGAUCUCUCGGAGACCAUGCUUCUGCRUCUCUCAGAAGCAAAUGUCAAGUACUUCUGCAACAAGCAUGUUGACCUUCAUAAAGGGCUACAAACUCCCCAAAAGCAACCAACCCUGAAAAAGCAACCCAUGAAACCAUUGCGCAGAAAGAAAACCAUGAAGCUAUUAACGYCAACGAAAAAGUCUUUUCUUCGGAGACUGUUUGAAUAG